UGAAGUCACGUGACUGUCUGGAGAAACGGGAAGUUCGUGAGUCUCUCAGCUGCUGUAACUUUAUGCUUUCAAGAAGACGCAUUCCUAUCCAGACGACAAAAGUCCAUCUCUGUCGGUGUCGGCGUCUUAUCAUCCGGUCAUGGGCUCUCUGUUCCGCAGUGAAGAGGUCUGUCUGGUUCAGAUCUUCCUCCAGUCGGGAUCGGCUUACAACUGUGUCAGUGAACUGGGAGAGCUGGGAAUAGUGGAGUUCAGAGAUCUGAAUCCAAAUGUGAACGCGUUCCAGAGGAAGUAUGUGAACGAGGUGAGGAGAUGUGAGGAACUGGAGAAAACCUUUGUCUCUAAUGCAGGUGAGGAGGUGCAGUGGACCGUGUUUUUAAUCUCGUUCUGGGGAGAUCAGAUCGGUCAGAAAGUGAAGAAGAUCUGUGACUGCUUCCACACACAAACAUUCCCCUACCCUGAGAGCCAGGCAGAACGAGAGGAGACUCUGAAUGGACUCCGAGGAAGAAUCGAGGACAUCAAAUCAGUCAUGGGUGAGACGGAGCAGUACAUGCAGCAGCUGCUGGUGCGAGCGCUGGCCCGUCUGCCCGAGUGGAUUGUGCAGGUUCAGAAGUGUAAGGCCGUGCAGACAGUGCUGAAUCUCUGCAGCCCAUCCGUCACUGAUAAGUGCCUGAUCGCAGAAGCCUGGUGCCCCGUGAGCCAGCUGCCUGCCCUGCAGAGCGCCCUGAGAGAGGGAGGGAGGAAGAGCGGCAGUAGUGUGGACUCCUUCUACAACCGCUUGCCGGCCACCACGUCCCCCCCCACACUCUUCCCCACCAACGCUUUCACUGCAGGAUUCCAGAACAUAGUCGAUGCCUAUGGAGUGGCGAGCUACAGGGAGAUGAACCCAGCUGUCUACACCAUCAUCACGUUUCCCUUUCUGUUUGCCGUCAUGUUCGGGGACGUUGGACACGGUCUUCUGAUGACGCUGCUGGCUCUCUGGAUGGUUCUGGAGGAGAAGGAUUCAAAACUGAGGAAAAACACUAAUGAAAUCUGGCAGAUGAUGUUUGGAGGCCGAUAUCUUAUUUUGUUAAUGGGGCUGUUUUCUAUCUAUACCGGAGCCAUUUACAAUGAAUGUUUCAGCCGGGGCCUCAACACCUUCUCCUCAGGAUGGCACAUCCGGCCCAAUGCAGAAUUCUACAACUGGACAGAGGAGACUUUCAAAAGUAAUCAGUAUCUGUCGCUGGACCCCAAUGUCACAGGCGUUUUCACUGGUCCUUAUCCUUUUGGCGUUGAUCCGAUUUGGGGUCUGGCCAAUAAUCAUCUGACGUUCCUCAACAGCUAUAAGAUGAAGAUGUCUGUCAUUAUUGGAGUCAUCCAUAUGACCUUCGGUGUGUGUUUAUCCUUAUUCAACUACAUGUAAGUAUGUUUCCAUUUCGAUACUGCACUCGUACUGCGUCGCUAGACGCUUAUGGGGAAAACUCCUUUUUCUCCGAGGACUGAAGCCUUUACAAUCAC
Sinocyclocheilus grahami is the source of this 1494-nucleotide messenger RNA. Its product is annotated as V-type proton ATPase 116 kDa subunit a-like. Gene Ontology annotation, cellular component: plasma membrane; proton-transporting V-type ATPase, V0 domain; vacuolar proton-transporting V-type ATPase complex. The record is from RefSeq and is a predicted model, not a curated record. Gene Ontology annotation, biological process: proton transmembrane transport; vacuolar acidification. Lineage: Eukaryota; Metazoa; Chordata; Actinopteri; Cypriniformes; Cyprinidae. Bases 140 to 1399 code for a protein of 419 amino acids. Gene Ontology annotation, molecular function: ATPase binding; proton-transporting ATPase activity, rotational mechanism. The transcript is spliced from 12 exons.